Molossus molossus (Pallas's mastiff bat) is the source of this 3246-nucleotide messenger RNA. It is a transcript of the gene JAM3, whose product is annotated as junctional adhesion molecule 3. The record is from RefSeq and is a predicted model, not a curated record. The transcript is spliced from 9 exons. Gene Ontology annotation, molecular function: protein homodimerization activity; protein heterodimerization activity. NCBI's taxonomy places the organism in Eukaryota, Metazoa, Chordata, Mammalia, Chiroptera, Molossidae. The coding region runs from base 38 to 970 and encodes 310 amino acids. Gene Ontology annotation, biological process: cell adhesion; angiogenesis.
CGGCGCCGCACACUCCGGCCCCUCAGCUUCUGUCGACAUGGCGCUGAGGCAGCGGCGGCGACUUCAGCUCUGCGCCUGGCUGCCCGACUUCUGCUUGAUGCUGCUUUUCAGGGGCUGCUUGAUAGGGGCUGUGAAUCUCAAAUCCAGUAACCAAAACCCAGUGGUACAGGAGUUUGAAAGUGCCGUGCUGUCCUGUGUCAUCACAGACUCACAGACAAAUAACCCCAGGAUUGAAUGGAAGAAAAUUAAAGAUGCUCAAACCUCAUAUGUGUUUUUUGACAACAAAAUACAGGGGGACUUGGCACACCGUGCAGAACUAUUGGGGAAAACUUCACUGAAGAUUUGGAAUGUGACCCGAAGAGACUCAGCUCUUUAUCGCUGUGAGGUGGUUGCUCGAAACGACCGCAAAGAAAUGGAUGAGAUUGUCAUUCAAUUAACUGUGCAAGUGAGGCCAGUGUCGCCGGUGUGCACAGUACCCAAGGCAGUGCCCGUAGGCAAGGCGGCCACGCUGUACUGCCAGGAGAAGGAGGGCUACCCGCAGCCUCACUACAGCUGGUACCGCAAUGACGAACCCCUGCCAAAAGACUCCAGAGCCUACCCCAGAUUUAAGAAUUCCUCUUUUGUCAUAAACUCUGAAACAGGCACUCUGGUGUUCAGCGCCGUCCACAAGGAGGACGCGGGCCGGUACUACUGCACCGCUUCCAACGACGCGGGCUCGGCCAGGUGCGCGGAGCAGCGCAUGGAAGUCUACGACCUGAACAUCGGCGGGAUCGUCGGCGGGAUUCUGGUGGUCCUUGCCGUGCUGGUCCUGACGACCGUGGGCAUCUGCUGUGCGUACCGGCGCGGCUACUUCCUCAGCAGCAAGCAGAGCGAGGAGAGUUACAAGAAUCCAGGGAGGCCCGACGGAGUGAACUAUAUCAGGACAGAGGAGGAGGGCGACUUCAGACACAAGUCGUCGUUUGUGAUCUGAAGGCUCGGUGGGGCUGGAGCACACGCGACUCUUCACUGGAAGCUGUGGAGCAGCUCCGAGCAGCGCACGUGGGCACAGCCAGACACUCGCGCAGCUUUGUUCUGGCCAAAGUUGACCGCUCCUCCUCUUACCUUCUAACAAGCCACACCGGUACAAGAAGUCCCUCAAGACGGGCUGGCGUCACAAGGACAGGCUGACUCCCCGCUGAGCGUGAGGGUGACCUGAGGCUCUGCCCACAGGCUCUGCCGGGUGCCGUGGGCCUGGGUAGCCCGUUUCUUUGCCUCUCACUGUGGUCAGCCGGGGCACGCACGCUGCCAGGGGUGGCGAGGGGUGGCGAGGGGCGGCGGGAAUCCCAGUGUGAAGAAGCUGGAUCCAGUGCGCCCAGAGAGAGGCUUCUCAGGAAGGACCCUGUCUCAGCGGCUCAGUCCUGCGCCAGGUCUGAAAGGCGUCCAUCUUGUGGUCGUGUCCAUCUUGGAGAACAUUUUGGGUCAGCAUUUUAUAAAAACAACCAAAAUCAGAAAGGUAAACUGCCUGUCGGAGUAGGGGCCUCCUUACCUGUAGGACCCCUGCUUGUCCAUGGAGGGUUUCAGUGUUUAAGGAAACCUCCCCCUCAGCCUAAAUGUGAAAUGGUACAAAGUAUUCUGCUUUUCUAUGGGUGUUUCUUUUAUAGAAUUUUACAUUCUAAUUUUGCUAAACAUGUAUUUUGGUUAUUGAAAAGACAAUUUCUAUUCAAACUGUAAAUAUGUUGUCAUAAAAUGUUGAAUAACCUAUUUUUUUUUUAAAGUUGAACUUACAGUAGGAGUUCCAAGCUAUUUGUGUUAAAUUGGAGAAUGUCAGUAUUGAGAGUGUCUUACCCCAAGGAAUUGCUGGAACAUUCCUCUUCCCACAAGUGCUUUAGCAUUUCUCACAAGAGAAUUAUGCCCUCGAUAUAUCAGACCAUUGUUGCUUAGGAAACCCUUAAAAACUCCAGUUAAAUAAUGUCCAAGUCUGUCAUCUCUCCAAAGAAACACAGAGCUCCCUGGCACUGCUGUGGCCGGGCCCCCGGAAGCUGUGGACACGGUGCCGCCGUGUUCGUCAGCUCCUGGGGUUGAGGCGGUGCCUGUCUGCGGUGCUGGCCUAACCCUGGGGCGGGCGGCACGUCCCCACCGCGACGUGCACUCCGCACCUGCUGCUGGGUUCUGAGCACGGCCCUUUCUGCUUGGGGAUGGCUCGCGAAACAAAAGCUACUGCUGUUUGGGUUUUAAACUUAUUUAACUUAUUUGUGUAGUUCACAACACUGUCCAGGGCCAAAGGCAGUUUUGAAUCGUCUGUCAAGUGUAAUAUUUUUUAAAGACGACGAAUCCCACUGUUCCUCUUUGCCUUGAAGGAAGUGCCAACACCGCAGGUUCCGCCUCACUUGACAGCCAAGUGUUGUGCAGCCUGGGCCACAGCCUGGUGCUGGGGAAGGGACCGUGCCUGAAUCCAAGGCCGUGUUCUAAUGUGGAUCUUAGUUUCCGUCCACCCCGGACACUGCCCUCUUGUGGGGGACGUUAGGGCAGUCCAGGGCCCUGGUUCUUCAGAUCAGGUCGCCCGGCAGACAUGUUCUCCUUGUGCCGUGCAGCGAGCUGAGCGGGGGCUUCUCAGGCGGAGGCCUCGGGCUCCAGUGUGCUUAGGGGGUAGUUUGUGUAUAGAACAUAGUCAUCUUGAGAUUAAAUUUCAGUUGUUGUAAUUUCUUAUACUUUGAGGGUUUUUAAAGUCGAAGACUUGAGACCUGUGUUGACAUUUGUGUCACGUGAAAUACUGUGCCACGGGGAAGCUGGCAGAGGCGGUGGCAAGUCUCCAUAGCUGCUCAGUGCUGCCUCCCCGUUUGCAUCUGUGUCUUGAAUGCUCGGAGUUAGGACUGUCCCUUCACCUUCCCUCUUCCUGGUGGAAAGGGAUAGCGUCCCUUUUCUUUAAUUCUUGGGGAUCAGCACCUCAGCCUCGACCUUGGUUGUCAGAGAGAGGGCAGCCUUACCGCCUCUUCCUGUGCCCUGAAACCCACCCGGUGCCACGUGAACUUCUUGGUCAGGGCAGGAAAGUGAAGGGUGGAGCCUGGGAGGUGGUUGCCUGUUACUGUAAACAUGUAGACAGAAGAGAAACAUUCAUGUUUUCCAAUGUGAAUGUGACCAAAGGCUUGAGGUCUGAACAGGGCUGCGGUGGCCCUCGGCGUGGCCGUUGCUGUGCAUAGAUAUGGCAGACUUGUACUAACACACCCCUGAACUGGUCUUUGUUAAACCUCAUUUAUAAAAGCUUUUUAA